GCCCUUAAACCCCAGCAGCACGCUCACAAAGUGCAGCAAAGCCUCCAGCUCAGCAUCAGCAUGGACGCAGCAAAAGGGACGGUGAACGGGAACCACGACCCAGAGGCGGGGACCGCCGAGCCGGGGACCAGGAGGCGACGGGGCUCCAUGUACCUGGAAGAGGAGACUAACAAGUCUGGAGUGAUUUCCUGCAUUUUCUCCUUAAAGGAGGAGGUCGGAGCUUUGGCCAAGGCUCUUCGGCUUUUUGAGGAUAAUGGCAUCAACCUGACCCACAUUGAGUCCCGUCCGUCCCGGAUGAACGGAGAGGAGUACGAGUUCUUCAUCAGCGUGGAGUCCAGCUGCUCUCAGGCUCUUGAUGACGUCAUUGACGGCCUGCGGAAGGAGAUCAGCGGCCAUGUGCAUGGACUGUCGCGCAACAAGCAGAAGGACACAGUUCCAUGGUUCCCCAACGAUAUCCAAGACUUGGAUCGCUUUGCCAACCAGAUCCUCAGCUACGGCUCGGAGCUGGAUGCUGAUCACCCCGGUUUCACAGAUCAGGUGUACAGAGCCCGCAGGAAGGAGUUCGCCGACAUCGCCUACAACUACAGACAUGGCCAACCCAUUCCCAGGGUGGAGUACACCGAGGCGGAAAAAGAGACGUGGGGGAUCGUCUUCAAGGAGUUGAAGACUCUGUACCCGACUCACGCCUGCCGUGAGCACAACCGGGUCUUCCCGCUGCUGGAAAGAUACUGCGGCUACAGGCAGGACAACAUUCCCCAGCUGGAGGACGUGUCUCGCUUCCUACAGUCCUGCACAGGUUUUCGGCUUCGCCCCGUCGCCGGUCUGCUCUCAUCCCGUGACUUCCUGGCUGGGCUCGCCUUCCGCGUUUUCCAUUCCACGCAGUACAUUCGUCACGGCUCCAAGCCCACGUACACCCCCGAGCCGGACGUCUGCCACGAGCUGCUGGGACACGUUCCUCUGUUAGCCGACCCCAGUUUUGCCCAGUUUUCCCAGGAAAUCGGUCUGGCCUCUCUUGGUGCCCCUGAUGAGUUCAUAGAGAAACUCGCUACUGUUUACUGGUUCACUGUGGAGUACGGUCUCUGCAAGCAAGGCUCCGAGAUCAAAGCGUACGGAGCCGGCCUGCUUUCAUCCUUCGGAGAGCUGCAGUACUCCCUAACGGAUGAGCCCAACAUGUUGCCUUUUGACCCCGAGAAGACCAGCCUGCAGAAGUACCCCAUAACCGAGUACCAGCCGGUUUACUUUGUGGCAGAAAGCUUUGAAGACGCCAAGGAGAAAGUGAGAAAAUUUGCAGGCACCAUACCGAGGCCCUUCUCGGUGCGCUACAACCCCUACACCCAGAGCAUCGAGGUCCUGAACAACACCCAGCAGCUCCGGAACCUGGCCGACUGCAUCAACUGUGAAGUGGGGAAACUGUGUGAAGCUCUGCAGAAACUGGAGUGAAAGCUCGUCUGACCCGAUGUCUUCUUACUAAAAACAACCUUUCUUUGUAUUAAAUACAUAUGCAUGGCAGAAAAUUACAAUAUUACUGUGACUGAUAUAGAGCAAACCUGCAGGUUAAUUUAGGGAAUUAGAUGCUAGAGUAGAACUACGUAUGUUACUAUUAGUAGAUGAAUGAAUUAAUUUUACUGUUCUUUUUUUUAAGUUGAUUUUUUAAUAACAAAAAAGUAUAAUUAGACGUAAUCAUUUGUUUUAUUUAGAUUAUGAACAGCUAAAUGUAGUUCAUUUCCUUAAUGAAUUUUUUUAUUAGCUCUAUUAGAAGAUUUCUUUGAAAUAAAUCUUUUUGGAAUUGUAAUUUUUCCGUUCAAAUAAAACUUUGAUUCACUUU
Molecule: messenger RNA, 1825 nt
Organism: Oryzias latipes (Japanese medaka)
Lineage: Eukaryota; Metazoa; Chordata; Actinopteri; Beloniformes; Adrianichthyidae
Gene: pah
Product: phenylalanine hydroxylase
Biological process (GO): L-phenylalanine catabolic process; L-tyrosine biosynthetic process
Molecular function (GO): iron ion binding; phenylalanine 4-monooxygenase activity
Source: RefSeq, a predicted model, not a curated record